This is a messenger RNA of Linderina pennispora, 1053 nucleotides long. RefSeq lists its product as uncharacterized. The record is from RefSeq and is a predicted model, not a curated record. The transcript is spliced from 6 exons. Bases 1 to 1053 code for a protein of 350 amino acids. Lineage: Eukaryota; Fungi; Kickxellomycota; Kickxellomycetes; Kickxellales; Kickxellaceae.
AUGGGUCUUCGCUACACUAGCCCGCUGACCCAGGUCAUCAUCGUGGGCUUCAUUUGCUUCCUGUGCCCUGGUAUGUUCAACGCCCUCAACGUCGAUGCUUCCACUGGUGCCAACGGUAACACGGCUCUCUACUCGACUUUUGUUGUUUUCGGUAUCAUUGGUGGUGGUAUUGUCAACCUGUGCGGUGUCCGCUGGACUAUCUUCGGCUCUGGUUUCACCUACGCUCUCUACUCUGCUUCGUACAUCUACGUGAACGAGACCGGAAAGGUAGCCUCACCAUCGCUGCUGGUGCCCUCCUCGGUAUUGGUGCCGGUAUUCUGUGGGCUGCUCAGGUUGAGGCCAAGUCGCUCUCGAACGGUGUCUACAUUGCUUUUGUCGUGCUCGAGUGCCUUGGCUCCGUUCUCGGUCUUGCUCUUGCUCCUCCCUCGCGCGUUGUCCGUGACGAUGGCUCGUCGGUCGUCAUGGUCAAGUACACCAAUGUCGUUCGGUGCCAUCAACGGUGCCAUCUUCAACCUGCGUACUCGUGGUUUCAACAACAUCAUCUACUGGGGUGCCCAGAUGGUUGGUGCCUACGCCAUCUCCUUCGUCCUCGAUAACAAGAACAUGAACCGCAAGAAGCGUGGUAUCAUUGGAUUCGCCAUUGUCGCCGUUUUCUUCAACGUCAUGUGGGGCGGAACCCUUGCUCUCCAGAAGAACUCCACUGACUACCCCGGAGGUCUUAUUGACUUCAAGGACUCGUCCCGCGCUGGUGGACCCAUUACUCUGUACUUCGUCUGCGGUCUUGGUGAUGCUCUCUACCAGUCGUUCGCCUACUGGGUCAUUGGUGCUCUUACCAACGACAAGCCAGAAGCUGUCUCGCUAUGUCGGUUUCUACAAGGGUAUGCACUUGAGGCCAAGGGUGUCGACUUCAUGGGCCAGCUCAUCGGUAACUGGGUCCUGUUCGGUAUCUCUCUGCCCACCAUGGCUUACGUCGUCUGGAACAUCAAGGACCACUCCGAGGAUACCGUUGCAGCUGAGGACGAGGUUGUUCACGAGAAGGAGAUCUCCGCCUAA